Messenger RNA from Ictalurus punctatus (channel catfish), 1416 nucleotides. It is a transcript of the gene cbln12, whose product is annotated as cerebellin 12. The transcript is spliced from 4 exons. Lineage: Eukaryota; Metazoa; Chordata; Actinopteri; Siluriformes; Ictaluridae. The record is from RefSeq and is a predicted model, not a curated record. Gene Ontology annotation, molecular function: protein binding. Gene Ontology annotation, cellular component: glutamatergic synapse; synaptic cleft. Bases 327 to 935 code for a protein of 202 amino acids.
GGGAUAAAUAAGGCAGGAGUCAUAUGCUUCAUGGCUUUUCUAGUCUCUUCUUGCCUUGUCCUGUACUGCAGAAGAGAAAUGGCUACGUCAGACAGAUCCCUUGAUGAUGACUCUCAAAUUUAAUUCCACUUUAAAAAUCUCCAUGUAAACAUAUAAACAUCACAAUAGUUGCUUUUUAAAAAACAACAACAUAAAACAUUGAUUGAAGUGGGAGACAAGAGGAAGAGAGAAGCAUUUUAGCCUUUUUGGUUAUUUAAAAAUUUUCACCUAGUUAUUACCGGUGUAUUAAGUGGAUUAACAUAUAUACUUAAACACCAUUUAAGAGCAUGCAUACAGUGUUAGGUUGUCAAUCCACGGGAGUGCCCACUCUUCUUCUGGGCUUAAUUCUGCUGUGGUAUCCCUUGUUGGUUACAAGUCAGAAUGACACUGAGCCUAUUGUACUGGAAGGUAAAUGUUUAGUGGUCUGUGACUCAACACCAUCUUCAGAACCAGCAAAUAAUGCAUUGGGCAUGUCUGUACGCUCAGGAACUGGUCGAGUGGCCUUCUCUGCCACUCGCCAAACCAACCAUGAACCCACAGAUAUGAGCAACCGUACCAUGAUCAUCUACUUUGACCAGAUCUUGGUGAAUGUGGGUGGUCAUUUUGACCAGGAAAGCAGUGUCUUUUUGGCCCCAAGGAGAGGGGUGUACAGCUUUAACUUCCAUGUAGUGAAAGCUUACAACAGACAAACCAUACAGGUGAGCUUGAUGCUUAAUGGAUGGCCAAUGAUUUCUGCCUUUGCUGGUGACCAAGAUGUAACCAGAGAGGCAGCCACUAAUGCUGGAUUGGUGAUCAUGGAGAGGGGUGACAAGGCCUACCUUAAAUUGGAGCGGGGUAAUUUGAUGGGAGGCUGGAAAUAUUCCACUUUCUCAGGCUUUCUGGUCUUCCCCCUAUAAAAAAAAGUGUUCAAAAGGGUUGGCCAGAAAACUAAUAUACAGUAACAGUGGGGUGGAAAAAAAUGUCAGUAUGUCUAAGCAAGCAAGACUAGUAUAAUAGUAGAAUAAUUAUAUUUCAGAUGAUUUGUAAGGCAACAUAUACAAUCUGACGUUAUUUCUAGCAGAGGUUAAUUAACAUUAUAGAUAAAAUCAUUUGCACAAGAUUGCUUCAAUGUGUUUUCUUGUACCGUACUGUGCAAAAAUAAUAGGCACCCUAUUUUUUUUAACACGGAAAGAUGUAUUAGUUAUUUAUUUUAGGACUUCUGCAUUGUUGGACGAGACAAACAACCUUUUAGAUUUCUAAUUUUUUUUUUUUUGUAAGUUAAAUGUUACAGAAAUUUUUAUAUGUCAGUAAAUUUAGUAAUAUAUUAAGUAAUGGAUGACUUUUCAGACAAAAACAUAGGAAUGUUGGUUGUCAGGUAAUACCAAUGUGUGUGUGUGU